CCGAGCCAAAGGCAGGGAGCAGCCCCUGGCCGGCGGCCAGCCGUCUCCCUCGCAACUACCUCCCCCAGGCCGGCCGCUCCGCAGAGCGGGAUCCUCCUGCCUCCGGUCCUACAAGUCAUAGCGCAGAGCAACCCGCGGCAGAGCUGCCAGCCCGCCCGGGGCAACAUGUCCGGCACCAAAUACGUAGACUCGGAGGGAUUUUUGUACACGGCGCCCAGGGAGCAGGGCAACAUCUACAAGCCCAACAACAAAAUGAUGGCAGAUGAGCUGGACGAAAAGACGGUGCGCGACGUGCACACCAAAGAGAUUGACUUGGUCAACCGAGACCCUAAGCACCUCAACGACGACGUGGUGAAGAUUGAUUUUGAAGAUGUGAUUGCUGAGCCAGAGGGAACACACAGCUUUGAUGGGAUUUGGAAGGCCAGUUUUACCACCUUCACUGUAACAAAAUACUGGUUUUAUCGUUUACUAUCAGCAAUCUUUGGCAUUCCUAUGGCUCUCAUCUGGGGCAUCUACUUUGCCAUUUUGUCCUUCCUGCACAUCUGGGCGGUGGUGCCAUGCAUAAGGAGCUACCUGAUCGAGAUCCAGUGCAUUAGCCGCGUCUAUUCUAUCUGCAUCCACACGUUCUGCGACCCACUGUUUGAGGCUAUAGGCAAAGUGUUCAGCAGCAUCCGAGCCACAGUACGGAAAGAGAUUUGAGAGACGUUACAAGGAGCGCUAUCAGCCUGGGAAGGGGGUAGGGGUUUUGUGUUGUUUGGAGUGUUUUGGUGCCAGUUUCCUGUUUCCCAAUGCAACAUACAGCAACUAGUGGUGAAUACACUGGCCCAAAACAAAUAAUCACUUCCUCAGUUUCUUUUUGUACUGUUUAUUCUUACUGGACUACUUGCCUCUCUUUUUCGCUUUCUUUCCUCCCUUCAGUUUGCAUUUCAAACUAACCUUAAAUGGCUAUAAUUCCUUGACGGCUGCAUAGCAUUCUGCUGGCUGUUGAAUUCAGAGACUGAAGUGCUGGAUGCCUUUUUCUCUCACCCUUUUUUCCUUGUGAGAUAAAUCCACAGUAAUACUGAAGAUCGACAAAAAUGCUUUCCAACACUAUAAAGCCGUUCAUUUUAUUGUGGCAAAAGAACACAGAGCUAUUGCAGCAGAGUGAACGUGACCAGCUGGCACGUUUUAGAAGAAUGUUCUUUUUCAAUUGGAUUGUCAGUUGACUGCAGCUAUUUACAGCCAUGGUCAGAUAUGGUGCACUACAAACAAAUCAGUUAAGUAAACAAAUUACUGAGCUAAUAUAUAUCCUGAAAAUCUAACACUUUAUCAAGUUGGAGACAUUAACAUGUGAAAGCUUUUCAUGUGCGCAAAAAGCUUUGGUCAGUGCCUUCCUGUCUUAUCCUCUCUUGGAAGUUCGCAUCCGGCCGUUUCUCAACCGUUGCUAGGAUUGCAGAAGCAAUCUGCAGUUGAGAACUAAAGCUGGUCAUUAUGGAAAUGUUUUCCUGACUGUGACUUUUGACACAUCCCUUAGCAAGUAUUUAGGUGCUUAUCUCAUAAGCGGCUUCUUUUUUUUUUCCCAAAAGUAUUCCUGUAAAUACAUAUCGCAGGUAUGCCAGAGAUAACCCUGAGUUACAAGGAAAAUGGUGUGCCAAACACAAGCCACUUGAGGCCAAGGCAGAGCUGCCCCUGAGAGAAGCUUUCCUGUCAUCUCUCAAAACUUCCUUGUCAGCAGAAGUCAGCAUGCCACUAGCACACAGAUUAUUUUCUGGAGAACUGAUGCUUUGCUGAGUCUAAACUAAUCCAUCACAAGAGGUGGUUUAGAAACUUUACAUUUGUGGGUUGAUCUGUUUGUUUUCGGCUGAGCUGCAACAUCACGAAGUCUUAAACAGAGGUGUUGUGUGAAACUACCGUGUUGCAAAGUGCAAGGCCUAGAAAGCAAAGCCUUUGUGACAUGUUUUGAUGCUGUGACCUGCAGGAGCUUUUUGCCUUCAUGAUUAUACUGUGUUCAGAGAUGCACUCUGCAUCCUCAUACAUUUUUCCAUUUGUAAAGUAUUGUGAGGCUAAUCAGCUUUAUUUUAAACCUGAGCCUGCUCCAGUCAGGAUCUCCAGCAAACCAGUUCUUGACCUCAGAGAGUGCAAGGUUUGGCCCUUGGGAUGAGCACGGAGCUGUCUGGUACACCUACAGCUUUUUUAUUUAGCGCUGGUAUUUCACAUAUUGCUUUGUCUAACACAGGAGUGCCUUUGGUUCAUUUUCUGCCAAAGCAUUGAAAACUUAGGAAAUGCUGCAUUUUUUAAUUGGGGGGUGGGGAGAGUAAGGGAGAGGGUGCACAAAAAUACAAAGCUAUUAACUACUAUUGUUUGCAUUUAAAACAGACACUGGUAUGGAUAUAGUUUUAUGUUUUUCUAUGUACAUAAUGAAGAGUGUACUAUUGUAGGUUUUUUCAGUUUUAAAAGCAAGUGAGACUGUAAACAAGAAAUAUUUUAUCUUUUUAUGAGGCAAAUCACUCUGAAGAAAACCUUCUUGAUUUACCAUAUAAACCACAUAUCCUGAAAGAUGUCUGUCCACUUAGAGUUAUUAGUCCCUAAUCCAAAUACAUUGCUGAUCCAAGACAUUUACAUUGUUGUUAUACACUUACACAUAUAACUGACACUUUAUUUUUUAAAUUCUGCAUGUACAUUAAAGACUACAAUAAAAAGAUGUUUAAUGGUA
Messenger RNA from Colius striatus (speckled mousebird), 2692 nucleotides. It is a transcript of the gene CAV1, whose product is annotated as caveolin 1. Lineage: Eukaryota; Metazoa; Chordata; Aves; Coliiformes; Coliidae. Gene Ontology annotation, molecular function: protein kinase binding; transmembrane transporter binding; molecular adaptor activity. The record is from RefSeq and is a predicted model, not a curated record. Gene Ontology annotation, cellular component: caveola; perinuclear region of cytoplasm; cytoplasmic vesicle. The transcript is spliced from 3 exons. The coding region runs from base 166 to 699 and encodes 177 amino acids. Gene Ontology annotation, biological process: negative regulation of endothelial cell proliferation; negative regulation of protein tyrosine kinase activity; caveola assembly.